AUGCAUGGCACUGGGUCAAGGGUAGGGAAACCUCCAACACAUGUUACGGCUUCAUAUAGUCUGAAAGCAGGUGAUACAUACGCUGCUAGUCUGUCGCAUCUUCGGGUGUGGCGACACAGAGCAGAUGGAGGCGACAUUCUCUGUACAGAAGGCAACGCCACAGCUAUCACUUUCUUUGUUGCCUCUUCGAAUUUCGCAGACGAUGAAACAACAACCCUAGAAUUUCUUCGUCUUCAGCUUCAUCAUCUUCACAACAUCACCAAACAACACAUGAUACUGCUAGUAGUGGAGGAAACGACAGAUACCAUUCUCUCACCAGACUUGUUGUUCUCUGCCAAUGAUUCAUUCGUCGUCUUAACUGAUUUCGAUCAAAUUUUAAAUAAAUAA
Molecule: messenger RNA, 387 nt
Organism: Heterostelium album PN500
Lineage: Eukaryota; Evosea; Eumycetozoa; Acytosteliales; Acytosteliaceae
Exons: 2
Coding region: 1-387 (128 amino acids)
Source: RefSeq, a predicted model, not a curated record